AUGUCGAAUAAGCCUCACCCCUUUGUACAAGCUUGGGCUGGCCGUCGGAAUACACCUUCGAUCAAACACAAAGAUUCCAAGGAGAGCGAUUGGACAUUAGAUACCUUGAAUGGAAGACCCAUCAAGUCGCCAUUGCGGGAGAUGUUUAUCGAAGAAACAAUGGCGGGCGAUUCCGUCAGAACUCAAGAAUGUGAUGAACAUCCGGGUGCAGCAGAGGAUGGUAUGAACAGAGGACAUAGAACGGAGGAGGAAAAGGAGGAUCCUGUAGCUAAGAGCUUCUGGGAUCCCAAUCUAUCUUUUGAAACUCAACAGCCCUUUCAUAACGACCAGCCUAACAUUAAAUCCGCCAAUAUACGACCACAUGACGAUGAUGAAGAUGAUUCACCUUAUCCUGAAGUACGAACAUCUGUACAUCCGACCGAUGAUCCUUCUUUACCAGUUUCCACUUUCCGAUCGUGGUUCUUAGGUAUAUUAAUGUCGAUACUCUUACCUGGUGUCAAUCAAUUUUUCAUUUAUCGUUAUCCAAACGUACUAGUACCAGGUAUAGUAGCUCAAUUGAUCGUACACCCAUUGGGAUUAGGUUUGGCUAAAUUACCAAGAAAGGGUUAUUGGAGAGUAAUAAAUCCCUGUGAAUGGAAUGCCAAGGAACAUACACUGAUAUAUAUAAUGGCGAACGUAUCUGCUGGAUCGGCAUACGCGACCGAUAUUAUAGCUGCUCAAAGAUUCUUCUAUGAUCAACGAUGGGGAUGGGGAUAUAACUUUCUUUUAGUCACAAGUACACAAAUGUUGGGGUUCUCUUUCGCAGGAAUACUGCAUAGAAUACUGGUCACUCCCGCAUCAAUGAUUUGGCCUGCAACUUUAGUGAACACAGCUCUCUUCAACACCCUUCACGCUUCUUCGGGACCUCAAGGAGGACAAAUUAAAUCACGGACUCGCCAAGUAUUCUUUUACGUCAACGCUGGAUUGAUGUUCGGUUGGAGCUUCUUCCCAAGCUACCUAUUUACCGCUUUGAGCAACUUUGAUUGGGUAACAUGGAUCAAACCCACCUCCCAGGUCAUAAACCUCUUAUUCGGAUACCAAACUGGAGCUGGCAUGUCAAUACUAACUUUCGACUGGGGAAUGAUGGCUGCAGUCAAUAAUCCCCUCGCCACACCUUGGUGGGUGAUUGGAAAUGUCUUGGGAGGCUUCCUUUUCUUCAUCUGGUUCCUUGGACCAAUAUUAUAUUAUUCGAAUAUAUUUUACGCCAAAUACCUCCCAUUUUCCAGUGCCAGAGUAUUCGAUAAUACGGCUUCCACAUAUAACGUGACUAAAAUCGUUCGCGAAGACGCUACCUUGGAUGUUGCAGCCUACGAUGGAUACUCGCCCGUUUAUAUGACUGUGACAUCAGCACUAUCAUAUGGAAUGAACUUCGCUGCCAUAACAUCCACAGUGGUUCAUUCCUUCCUUUUCUUUAGACAUCAAGUAUGGCACCAUCUUCUCCAUCCACCUUCGAGGGCCGAUGUUCACGCUCGUCUAGCUUCAAAAUAUCCUUCCGUACCAGGAUGGUGGUGUUUGACCAUCUUAAUCGUGAAUUUGAGUCUGGGUAUAGCGACUGUUCAAGCUUGGCCCACUCAGCUACCAGUCUGGGCUUUGAUGAUAGCUAUCGCUUUGGCUGGAGUGAUGGUUCUACCCAUCGGACUGCUACAAGCUAUAACAAAUAUGCAAGUUGGGCUGAAUGUAAUUAGUGAGAUAGUCAUUGGAGCUAUGAUACCUGGUAAACCUGUAGCUAUGAUGAUAUUCAAGACAUACGGUUAUAUUACUACUACUCAAGCAUUGGGCUUCGUCCAAGAUCUUAAAGUGGCGCAUUACAUGCAUCUACCUCCUCGACAUGUGUUCUUCGCUCAGAUCGUAGCUUGUGUCAUAGGAUCGGUCACUCAACUAUCAGUCCAAACUUGGUUAUUCAAUAAUGUUCCAGAUAUCUGUUCUUUAGAAUCAGAUAAAUGGUGGUGUCCUUCCACCAGAACUUUCUUCUCCGCUUCAGUGUUAUAUGGACUGAUUGGACCGAAAAGGUUAUUCGGUCCAGGGAGUUUAUACAAACACUUGAAUUGGUUUUACCUCUUGGGAGCUAUAAUGCCCCUUGUAACUUGGUUGAUGGCUAGAAGAUGGCCUAAAGUCGGUUGGCAAUAUAUUUGUUGGCCUGUAGUAUUCAGUUGCGUUUCUUUGCUGCCGCCUUAUUUACCUAUAAACUUUAUCAGUUUCUGUAUAGUAGGUUGGAUCACUCAAUACUACAUCCGAAGGAAAUAUUUCCAUUGGUGGUCUAGAUAUAAUUAUACCUUAUCGGCAGCUUGGACAUGUGGAUAUGCUCUAUGUGUCAUAAUCAUUUUCUUUACUUUACAAUUACCUAAAUCGGGACAUAUUGGAGAGCGUAUUCAAAAAUGGUGGGGAAACACUGUAUACUCAAAUACCCUUGAUGGUCAAGGUGGUGUCGCAGCCGCUGCUUUGCGCCUCAAGGAAGGUGAGACAUUUGGAUUGAAAGAUGGUUCAUGGGUCAAGUGA
Kwoniella shivajii is the source of this 2535-nucleotide messenger RNA. RefSeq names its product OPT family small oligopeptide transporter. The transcript has 17 exons. Gene Ontology annotation, cellular component: plasma membrane. Gene Ontology annotation, biological process: transmembrane transport. The record is from RefSeq and is a predicted model, not a curated record. Gene Ontology annotation, molecular function: oligopeptide transmembrane transporter activity. Bases 1 to 2535 code for a protein of 844 amino acids. NCBI's taxonomy places the organism in Eukaryota, Fungi, Basidiomycota, Tremellomycetes, Tremellales, Cryptococcaceae.